CUUGGUCCUGGCGUAGUCAUGGCGGCCUUCCGCGACAUGGAAGAAGUGAGCCAGGGGCUGCUGAGCCUGUUGGGCGCCAACCGCGCGGAGGCGCAGCAACGGCGGCUGCUGGGGCGCCACGAGCAGGUGGUGGAACGGCUGCUGGAGACGCAAGACAGCGCCGAACAACGGCUGCGAGAGAUCCUGGCUGCAGAAGAAGAAGUGGCCCAGAGCCUUCUGGAUGCGAAGGAGCGGGCGCACCAGGGGGGCGCCGAGUUGCAGCAGCUUGAAGCUGAGCUCCGGAAGGCCGGCGAGGAGGACACCCGUCUGAAGGCCAGCCUCCUUCAGCUCACCAGAGAGCUGGAGGAGCUCAAGGAGACCGAGGCCAGUCUCGAGAGGCAGGAGAGGGAAGUUGACGAAGACACGACUGUCACCAUCCCUUCGGCCGUGUAUGUGGCUCAGCUUUAUCGCCAGAUUAGCAAAAUUGAGUGGGACUAUGAGUGUGAGCCAGGGAUGGUCAAAGGCAUUCAUCACGGCCCCAGCGUCGCCCAGCCUGUCCAGCUGGACAGCACCCAGCUCUCCAAGAAGUUCAUCAGCGACUAUCUCUGGAACUUGGUAGGCACGGACUGGUAGCCCGGAGCCUCAAGGACGCGUCUGCACACGGCACGAGUCAGUGUGGUGGGUGGUCGGUGCCUCAGCGGUGAGAGGAGCUGAAAAUUAAAUGUUUCUCCAGAGA
Molecule: messenger RNA, 715 nt
Organism: Herpailurus yagouaroundi (jaguarundi)
Lineage: Eukaryota; Metazoa; Chordata; Mammalia; Carnivora; Felidae
Gene: SPC24
Product: SPC24 component of NDC80 kinetochore complex
Exons: 5
Coding region: 19-612 (197 amino acids)
Biological process (GO): chromosome segregation
Cellular component (GO): Ndc80 complex
Molecular function (GO): microtubule binding
Source: RefSeq, a predicted model, not a curated record